This is a messenger RNA of Prunus dulcis (almond), 1424 nucleotides long. RefSeq names its product non-functional pseudokinase ZED1-like. Gene Ontology annotation, molecular function: protein serine/threonine kinase activity; ATP binding. The record is from RefSeq and is a predicted model, not a curated record. Bases 191 to 1225 code for a protein of 344 amino acids. Gene Ontology annotation, biological process: protein phosphorylation; cell surface receptor signaling pathway. Lineage: Eukaryota; Viridiplantae; Streptophyta; Magnoliopsida; Rosales; Rosaceae. Gene Ontology annotation, cellular component: plasma membrane. The transcript is spliced from 2 exons.
UUCAAACCUCUGUUCCUUCUCAAAUGGAAGGUUUCAGUAAAAGGAAAUGAAACUAAAGAAAUACAUAGCUGCUUGCACAUGAGAUCCGCACUGGACUCUGCGGAGAAAUAAUCAACAAGUUACUGCUUAUUUAGUGCAAUCUGAUUCCAAUUCUGAGGGGACUUAGUGCUGCAAAGCAAAAAAGCGAACAAUGUCAUGGAAAGUCUGGUUCUCAAUCAUUCCAUGUGUAAAGCGAAAGGAGGAAAAGGAGGAAAGAAAAAGAUCAUUCUUGAAGAAUGGAAGCAUCUUACUAAAGGAUCUAAUUGCUUCUUGUGAUGGAAAAUCUCAUCCUAUUCGUUGUUACUCUGCUGCUGAGCUCAAUAGAGUUACCAACAACUUUGAUCGCUCUUGCUUUAUUACAGAUGGAACAUACUUCGACAUUUACAGGGGUAUUCUAGAUGACCGGACAGUUAUCAUUAAGAAGCAUUAUAUCGUCGACUGGGCUAUUCAUGAUAUUAUCAUAUCAAUGCAGAUGAGCGCCCAUAAGAAUUCCUUGAAAUUAUUAGGCUGCUGCUUAGAGUUCGAUACACCAGCUUUGGUGUUUGAAAAUGCAGGAAAAGGAGGUCUCAACGAUGAUGGGAGUUUAGCAGUGGAUAAUGAAUUAUUACCAUGGAAAACUAGACUGCGUAUUGCAAUGCAGCUUGCUAGUGCACUUACAUACCUACAUACUGCCUUUCCAAGGCCCAUCGUUCAUAGGAAUCUGAGACCCACCUGCAUUUUAUUGGACGAUGACUGUGUUCCCAAACUCUUCGACUUUUCAUUCUCCAUAACCAUUCCACCUGACCAAUUGUAUGUUCAAGACAAUUUCGGAAUAGGGACAUCGGCGUACAUGGACCCUACUCACCGAAACUCCCAUCGAAGUUCAGAAAGAACUGAUGUUUAUAUCUUUGGUGUGCUUUUACUUGUAUUCUUGACGCAAAGAGCUGCAUCAAGACGACAUGGAGCAGAAAUUGAACUCCUUAUUGGAGAUUCGAAACUUAAUGUUCCUGGUGGACAGAUUCAAAUAGAGACAAUUGCGGACCCUAAAAUCCUUGAGGAAGUCGUGGGAGAUGAGCAAGCACAACAACAACUGCAGGAUUUUCUAGCACUGGCAUUGUUAUGCAUCCAAGACGAAAAUGAAGGCAGGCCAGAUAUGAUUGAUGUGGCCAAAGAGCUUGUACGAAUGGACAAGUCUAUCUUGCCUUAGCUAUAGCUAGCUGUAGUUUUUUUUUUACCUAUUAAUGUGUUGAUGAUAAGGGCCCGUUUGGUAUCCUGUAGACAGGGUGGAAAUAUCUUGCCUUAGCUAGCUAUAGCUUGGCUACUAGUGAACCUGCAGCUACCUAGUUUGCUUUGUGUAUAUCUUAUGCAUGCUCAACCGAUUUCAAGGCAAGUUAUUUUUCUCAUUA